Anopheles stephensi (Asian malaria mosquito) is the source of this 860-nucleotide messenger RNA. RefSeq names its product ADP-ribosylation factor-related protein 1 (gene Arfrp1). The record is from RefSeq and is a predicted model, not a curated record. Gene Ontology annotation, molecular function: GTPase activity; GTP binding. Gene Ontology annotation, cellular component: Golgi apparatus. Gene Ontology annotation, biological process: protein localization to organelle; intracellular protein transport; Golgi to plasma membrane protein transport. The coding region runs from base 137 to 742 and encodes 201 amino acids. NCBI's taxonomy places the organism in Eukaryota, Metazoa, Arthropoda, Insecta, Diptera, Culicidae. The transcript is spliced from 3 exons.
GUGUGCCAGUCUGUUACCGUCAAAUGCAUGAAAACAAAAACACGAACGCAAUCCACAAAGCGCACGGGAAGCACGGGAAGUUGGACCUCUUUUCAACCUACAGCUCGGAUUCCGCUCUUGGUCAGCAUUUACCAGCAUGUAUACACUGCUCAGUGGAUUUUACAAGUACCUUACACAAAAGGACGAAUACUGCAUACUAAUUCUCGGCCUAGACAAUGCUGGCAAGACGACCUAUCUGGAGGCGGCGAAGACAAAGUUUUGCAAAAACUACAGAGGAAUGAAUCCGAGUAAAAUUACGACUACCGUCGGGCUAAACAUUGGCCAGAUCGAUAUAGCUGGUAUACGGAUGAGCUUCUGGGAUUUGGGUGGCCAGCAGGAGCUGCAAUCGCUGUGGGACAAAUAUUACUCCGAAUCACAUGCCGUCAUCUACGUGGUCGACUCGAACGAUCGCGUCCGGAUGAACGAAUCGAAGGAAGUGUUCGAUCGGAUGAUCAGCAACGAAUAUUUGUCCGGGAUUCCUUUGCUAGUGCUGGCAAACAAACAGGAUUUACCCGACUGUAUGGGUGUGCGGGAAAUCAAACCCGUCUUCCAGGAGGCUGGCCAUCUGAUUGGGCGACGCGAUUGUCUGGUGAUGCCCGUGUCGGCGCUAACGGGGGAAGGUGUCGAUGAAGGUAUCAAGUGGCUGGUCGAGUCCAUCAAGCGUAACUCAAUCGUUCGACCUCCGAAGACGGAAGACACUUGAUCGUAACAUGGAAUGGCCGGUUUGCUUUGAUUUGCUGUUGCGUAAUUAUAUUUGUGAUAUAUGUGCAUGAUGAUUAAAAGAGAAGUGUAUACAUCAAAUCAUGAUCAGACAAUCCAUA